ACAAAGGCCAAGAAUAGUGUGUUGCAAGGAAGCAGACUGAAAAUGGCCCGAGGGUCAGGUAAAAGGAGGACACUGAAAAAUAAUGCCGCAAAAGUGGUCAAAGAGGCAGAAGUUACAAAGCCAGCUGUUCGUCAGACGAGGAGCCAAUCUCUCAAGGAAAAUCAAGAAAUUGAGAUACAGUUUCCAGUUCCCACAAAUGAAAAAGCAGAAAAUGCCCUGUGUAAUUUUGUGGAUGAUACAGUAAAUAGAGGGUCAAGGGAAGGUUCUGCAGAUUCAGCCAUUUCAUCCAAUAGUUCAAAGUGGUCUUUAUAUAGCAAUGUGUCUUUUAUUAGUAGAAUGUCUAAAUGUGCAGUGACAAGAAGACUGACACAAACCCUUGAGCCAGUAACUGAGGAUAUAAUUCUGAAAACAGAGGGUGACGUUAAUCCCGACACCAUAAAUUGGGUAAACGGCUUGUCAUCAGAUAGGGGUCCUACUGCCACCCCUCUCGUACGGACCCAUGCGGUAGCUGAUGGUCACUUAACAAAGCGAACAGUGAGCCAUGUCACUGACAGCUCCAAUUCAGACAGUGGUUAUGACUGUCAGAUGUUUGAAGAAAGUUUUUCUACAUAUAAAUUUAGAUCUGAGGCUGUAAUUCAUCUUCAUAUAUAUGUACUCUGGGCAUUAAUGCUCUCAACUGAACAUCAUGUGACG
Messenger RNA from Homarus americanus (American lobster), 693 nucleotides. RefSeq lists its product as uncharacterized. NCBI's taxonomy places the organism in Eukaryota, Metazoa, Arthropoda, Malacostraca, Decapoda, Nephropidae. The record is from RefSeq and is a predicted model, not a curated record.